GAACAACAGAGAGACCGUCUAGCCAUCAGCUGCACCAAUCCACUGCGCCGCACGCUAGCGCUAGAGCCAUGGCUGCAGGCGCUUCUCUCCUUAACCUUCACCCUCGUCUCAGGCCCUCCCUCGCCGCCGUUCUCCGCUCCCACCCUCCGCUCUCUCUCCACCACUGGCGCCCCCAAUUCUCUUUCUCUCUUCUCUACCUUUCACCUUUCCCACCCCUCCGCUCCCGCAGAUUUUCCCGUCCCAACCACUCUCCUUCCGCGAACUCCAGACACCACUCUUCUGCAACUUCGCCGUUGCCGUCUCCAGCGCCCGCCACGACCUCAAAUGCGGACGACAAUGGUGGCUCCGGCCGCUCCGGUGCCAUGUCUGCGCCGUUGCCAGCCUUUGAUUCUACGCAAAAGAUUGACGUGAAUCCGCCCAAGGGGACCAGAGAUUUCCCCCCCGAGGAAAUGCGACUCCGCAAUUGGCUUUUCAAUAACUUCAGAGAGGUUUCGAAGUUGUUCGGGUUUGAGGAGGUUGAUUUUCCGGUGCUUGAGUCGGAGGCGCUGUUUAUAAGAAAGGCCGGGGAGGAGAUUCGAGACCAGUUAUACUGCUUUGAGGAUCGUGGAAAUCGCCGUGUUGCAUUGAGGCCCGAACUCACUCCUUCUUUGGCAAGGCUUGUUAUACAGAAAGGAAAAUCUCUAUCCCUGCCAUUGAAAUGGUUUGCUGUUGGGCAGUGUUGGCGUUAUGAGAGAAUGACGAGGGGAAGGCGUCGUGAGCACUACCAGUGGAACAUGGACAUUAUUGGUGUACCUGAAGUCACGGCUGAAGCGGAGCUUAUUUCUUCUAUUGUCACCUUUUUCAAACGAAUUGGGAUCACAGCAUCAGAUGUUGGCUUCAAAGUUUCUAGUCGAAAGGUUCUACAAGAAGUGCUGAGGUGUCACUCCAUUCCAGAAAAUUUAUUUGGCGAAGUUUGCAUCAUCAUAGAUAAGAUGGAAAAAAUUCCAAUGGAUGAGAUCAAGAAAGAGUUGAAGUCUGUUGGGAUAUUAGAAGAGGCUGCUGAGGAGCUCUUGCGAGUCCUUUCCAUAAAGUCACUUACAAAAUUGGAAGAGGUGCUUGGAGCUGCAGGGGAAGCUGUUGCUGAUUUGAAACAAUUAUUCUCACUUGUUGAAAAAUUUGGUUAUUCUGAGUGGAUUCAAUUUGAUGCAUCUGUUGUCCGUGGUCUAGCCUAUUACACUGGAAUUGUUUUUGAGGGAUUUGAUAGAGAAGGAAAUUUGCGAGCCAUUUGUGGGGGUGGGCGAUACGAUCAGUUACUCUCUACUUUUGGAGGCGAUGAAAUUCCAGCAUGUGGCUUUGGAUUUGGUGAUGCUGUCAUAAUAGAAUGUCAUUGCAUGGAAUAUGAUACCUGUGGUCAUGCAUUGCUUCCUUGGUGUAUUUAUUUUUUUUCCCCAUUCCUUUUGGGUUCACAGUUGCUCAAAGAUAAGGGACUUCUGCCUGAACUCAGCCUGGAAGUUGAGAACAUUGUGUGUUCACUGGAUCCUCAUCUUCAAGGAGCAGCAGCUGCAGCUGCUACAAUACUUAGGGAAAAGGGGAAAACUGUUGAUCUUGUUUUGGAGAACAAACCACUUAAAUGGGUGUUCAAACGAGCAUCACGGAUAAAUGCACGCAGGCUGAUAUUGGUGGGAAGUUCAGAGUGGCAAAGAGGUAUGGUUGUUGUAAAAAUCCUCUCCUCCGGUGAACAAUAUGAGAUCAAACUUGAUGAACUGGAGUGAUAGAUUUGGCUGUUUUAGAGGUUUGUAGUCUGUAUAUUAUUCUUGAUGGACUAAAAUAUUUUCUGGUUUGUUUACAUCCCAUCUUUUAUUUAUUGCUUAUGUUUUUUUCUCAUAGAGAUGUUGGCAAUAUAGAAUCAAAACUUCCAUAGA
This is a messenger RNA of Malania oleifera, 1901 nucleotides long. RefSeq names its product histidine--tRNA ligase, chloroplastic/mitochondrial. NCBI's taxonomy places the organism in Eukaryota, Viridiplantae, Streptophyta, Magnoliopsida, Santalales, Ximeniaceae. Gene Ontology annotation, biological process: histidyl-tRNA aminoacylation. Gene Ontology annotation, cellular component: cytoplasm. The record is from RefSeq and is a predicted model, not a curated record. The transcript is spliced from 11 exons. The coding region runs from base 69 to 1751 and encodes 560 amino acids. Gene Ontology annotation, molecular function: histidine-tRNA ligase activity; ATP binding.